Molecule: messenger RNA, 924 nt
Organism: Miscanthus lutarioriparius
Lineage: Eukaryota; Viridiplantae; Streptophyta; Magnoliopsida; Poales; Poaceae
Source: the annotation of a GenBank genome assembly
AUGCGGGUCAUUGCCAUGCAUGGCCAUAUCAACGAGGCGGCGAGGCCGCAGUCCGCAGAGGAUGAUGAAGGCGCCGAAUUGGAGCACCCACUGGGGCGUUAUGCCUGGCAAGAGCACAGCCUGCUCGACCUCGGCGCACUCGAGGGAGCUCGGAGACGACGCUCUCGAGGGAGGCCUAUGCAAUUAUGCUGGUUGGCGACAACGCGCUGGCACUGGCGUCCGGAGUCCGGAGCUGGCAACGAGCUGGUGGCCUUGAGGAGCAACGGUUGCGCGGUGCCGCUGGCCUCCGGAAAAGCAUGCACGGUCUUCCACGCCCGGGAGUCCAAGUCCUUCAAUCUCAGAGUAAACAACUCGCCCACUAAGCAUCUCUCCGGCGACGAGUGCAUCGACAUUGACGUCUCCAUCCCUGCCGCUGCCGGCUUCACAUGCACCGCCAAGUACUGGCCGAAUUGGCAAUCGUCUGACGUCGAGGCGAAUUGCGUCGUCGAAGACCACUUCACCGCGAUUUGCAUGGUGGCGGUCUCAAAAGUCUGGCCGCCGCUGCCGUUGCCGACGCUGUCUAGACUAGAGCAUGAUAUUCUCAUGACCUCCGAUCUCACUGAUGUCUCCUUCCAAGUCGAUGGGGAGACUUUCAGGGCGCACCGCCUCGUGCUCGCGGCGCGCUCUCCAGUGUUCAGGACAGAGCUCUUCGGUCGUCGUCAAAUGGCUGAAAGCUGCCGACAAAUACGGGCUGGACACCCUCAAACAAACUUUGCCGAAGAGCGCGCAUGCCUGAAGCUCAAGUCCAGGUGCCUCGAUUUCCUUGCGGAUGGCGAAAAAUUCAAGGCGGUGGCGGUAACCAACGAGUACAUCGACCUGAUGAAGAAGGUCCCGUCUUUACUAGACCAUGUGCAGAACCGAUUCAAGAGGCCACGACUAUCGUGA